Messenger RNA from Phodopus roborovskii (desert hamster), 1228 nucleotides. Its product is annotated as nuclear body protein SP140-like protein. Bases 1 to 612 code for a protein of 203 amino acids. Gene Ontology annotation, cellular component: nucleus. The transcript has 8 exons. Gene Ontology annotation, molecular function: DNA-binding transcription factor activity, RNA polymerase II-specific; protein binding. NCBI's taxonomy places the organism in Eukaryota, Metazoa, Chordata, Mammalia, Rodentia, Cricetidae. Gene Ontology annotation, biological process: regulation of transcription by RNA polymerase II. The record is from RefSeq and is a predicted model, not a curated record.
AUGGGGGGAGGGGGAGCACUACCAAGCCCACCAAGUAGGAAGGGAAAGAAGAAAAACACACCAAAUCCACAGCGAACAAAGAGAAAGCUGGAAAAUUCAAAACAGUGUACAGUGUGCGGCCAACGACGGAGGUUGUACCAUUGUACUAUUUGUAGAAAAUUCUAUCAUAAGAGAUGUCACAUCCCACCUGUGGAAGUCAAGAGAGGCCUGUGGAGUUGUGUCUUCUGCAAGACAAAGGAUCAGUUAAGAUGCCAAGAAAAUCAAGCACGUCUUAAGGAAUCUGAGGUCCUGAGGUGGAGGAUGUUGCCUGAGAAGCAGCUGAAAUGUGAGCUGCUUCUCUUGACUAUGUACUGCCAUUCAAAAAGUAGGUUUUUUAUCCACAAACCAAAGCAAAAUAAAGCGGACUUUCCAGGCCUCAAGAACAUGUGGCUAAACAAAAUCAAGUACAGGCUGGAAAAGAAGGCAUACCAUUCUGUACAACGUUUUGUGGAGGACAUGCGCCUCAUCUUUCAGAAUCACAGCAUAUUUUAUCAAAACCACAAGUUCAACAAUCUUGGAGUCACAGUAGGAGGGCUGUUUGAGAAGACUUUCAAGAGGAUUUUUUUCAAUUGAAGAUACAAGCAAAUAACUUCAAUCUUGUAACCACAUUGUUUUAUUAACAUAGUCCUUCUGUUCUCUCCACUACCCAUCCCUCCAGCAAUGCUCAGAGAGCCCACUAUCCACUCUAACCUUCUGUGUAAACAGCCUGCCACACUUCUGCUUCUCACCUUCUGUAUUGCCCUUCCUGUUCAGUUAGCCUCCUAAGUAAAACUUAACACUUGCUAUGCACAUCACAGUAGUGAACGUCAGGUGCUGAGGGAACCCACUGAGAACAUGACUCUGGAAGCAGGAUUGUACCCCUCCCCCAUUUUAAACCCAAGUAUGUUUGUCUCCAAAUGUCCUCCAAAGCAUCUUUUCUAAGGAUGGCUUGGCUCCUCCAACCCAGUGGCUGGAUAGAGAAACCAGCAAAACAGGCCAAGAGUGGAAACACUGUCUUUUGGAACAGCUAGAUGAUGAACCAUUUCUAACAGAUACUGUACUUGUUUAUCCUGUUUAUUCUUCAACCUGGAAGCCUCUCCAAGAUGCUAACUGCUCUGCCCUGAUUCCACUGGGAGCUCCACCACCCCCUACCUCCAUCUCUACACAACUUCCCCACACGAUUAACAAUGUUUUGUAGUUUUUAUAUUUA